Molecule: messenger RNA, 1233 nt
Organism: Emericellopsis cladophorae
Lineage: Eukaryota; Fungi; Ascomycota; Sordariomycetes; Hypocreales; Bionectriaceae
Exons: 2
Coding region: 1-1233 (410 amino acids)
Source: RefSeq, a predicted model, not a curated record
AUGUCGGAGGACGAUGUUGACGUGAUGGGCGUCGAGGGGCAGGGCGGCCCAGCACGUGUCGAUCGCGACCGGAGAGCGCCCCGUUUCAGCUGGACCCCGGCAUACGAAGCGACCUUCUUCCGGAGUCUCUGCGAGAGCGUCAAUCUGGGGUUGCGGGAGAACAGCAGCUUCAAGGCCGAGGCAUGGGAACGAGCCGCGCAGGCUCUGCAAGCGACGCACGGCGCGUACCCUGCCAAGAGCCACCUCAUCAACAAGAGCGACAAUGCGAGGAAACGAUUCCGCCUCUGGCGAGGUCUUCGUGAGGAUCCAGAAUUCAUUUACAACCCACACGCGCGCACCGUCACAGCGACCGAGGAGGCCUGGAGGGCACAUAUCGAGAAAGAACCGCUGUCACGAGCGUUGCGAGGACGGCCGUAUGAACACGAAGACUUUAUGGAAAUUCUUUACCCUGACGUGAUAGGAUCAGGGGGUGCCCCCAAGAGGAUAAUGAAGCCUAGAAGGCGGACAGAUGGCGCGCUGGGAGACGACAUUGAAAUGCCAGGCACAGGCGUGCUCAAUCUGGCGCCAGAGGGACAAGGCUCGCUAGCCAGUCCAAGCCAGCAACCGAGACCGACGCUCAGCCAGACGGCCUCCGGAUCGUCCAGCGGGUCGUUCCCUGCCCAGCCGAUGCAACCGCCAGCCAUGGCUCCAAACCUAAUGCCCACACCUAUGGCCUCCGUCAGCUCAGGCUCAGGGAGUGCGCUCACACCUCCAGAUGAGAUACCAGGGCAGAGCCAGAGUCACAAUCUGGCGCGCAAACGCCGUCAAGGGCCAGCCACGGGGUCUGUGGACGAAACGGCAUCUCCGGGGCUGGCGGACACCUCCACGGCAUUCUCCCCGCACAAGCGGCGGCGCAUGUCAUCGAGAGACGUGCAAGCUGGGUCGAGCACGUCUGCACAAGGAGGCAUCGGUGCGCUGGGGUCUUCAACCGUUGCGCAGGCCGCAACUCCCUUUGUCGAGGAGAUUCUCGAGGCAAUGAAGGCCCGCGCACUGCCGCGGUGGAGGGAACAGGCCCUCGACAUGUUCUUCCGUGAUUUCGCCGCCGAAGAGUACGACUUGCAGGUCAAAAUAUCUGAAAACGUGCUCAGCAACGAGCACAAGGCCAUGGUCUUUUGCAAGAUGCCCGAGCGAGUGCGGCAGCAUUGGGUCAGCAAGUUUCGCGAGAUGCACCAGCUCAACAACAGGACGACAUAG